UGCGAGCGAUUUACCAAACACGCAUUCCAGAUGGCGCUGUGUGACUUGAACAAGUAGAAACAAAUAAACAACGAAAGUCACAGGUGAGUAUAAAUUUCUCUAAUUUGAUUCAUGAACAGGUAUGCUUUUACAUAUCCAUAGAAAUUUUGACAAUAUGUUGUUAAGACUGCUUCAGUGUUAAUAUUUGACGUCGACCUUGGACGCUUUCUUAAACUGUACUAAUGUUUUCCUCUGUUUUCAAUCUAGUUAUGCAGAAGACUGUGCAAUGGGUACAGUGUUAUGUUGAUUUACGGCUUCAUUUUCAUUAUCGAAAGGAUAAGUCCUUCAAUUGUUUGAUCCUUUGCUACUGAAUUUUGAUACAUGGAUUAUAAGUCGGGGACCUACAUGUAUAUACAGAUCUAUAUAAACAGGUUUGGAACACACGCACUGUCUCACACCUAUAUUCUCUUUGGAGAAGUGGACAUGCAUAAAUAAAGAGACCCCCCCCCCCCCCUCCCCUAGAUCUACUAUAGUGAGAUCAUUUCGCUAAAAUGGGAUUAUCCCUCUUUAGCGAGAGUAUAUUAAUCCCGAACCGAAAAAAACCCACCUGAGGAGUACAUCUAUUCAUGUUUCGCGUGAAAAAGAAACUGUGCUAAGAUGUCUAAUACUACUGCAAAUAUAUAAACCAAAACAAAAGUACUCCCGAUUUCCAUUGAAUUUUAGUGUCUGUCUCUCUUACGCAGCAACUGUAGUAUGAAAUUUCGAUCUUAACCGUGUUAUCAAUUUUAUAGACAAUCCAUGCAACAUUAAGUGUGUGUCGCACUUAUUCAACAUUUCAUGGGAUUUGCCAUUCAAUCAAAACACCUGUUUAUGGUCAUGUUUAUUUUCUCGCUAAAUGGAUUAUCACAUUUAGGCAAGAUCUCACUAUAAGGGAAGUGUUCCCAACCUAAUGAAGGUUCCUUUACAAAUCAUAUUCAACAUCAAUGAAAGUGAAUAUCAAUAGAUAAUUAAUACAUGUGUUACACUGCCGACAUCAACUGAACCUCCAUUGCAGAAAUAUUGAUUUAUGAUUUUAUACAUGCAUCAAUAAAAGUAAUUUUAAAUUCGUGACAUUUUCAGGGCUCUUUUUUAUUCUUUCUGGAUAAUGAUAAUUUUGAUAAAUUUGCCACUUUUGAGUUGCCAUAUAAGGUAUCACACCAAUAUUUGCCCAAUCAAAAUGAACUUGGUAACAAAGGAAAUUUUUUAUGUUGGCAGCCAAGGCUACUUUUUCUGAUGUGCACUUGGGAUGUUUACACACAUGUGAAAACACCAGGAUUUGAAGGUAGUCUUGUUUGCGGGUAAUUAAAACAAAAUGUUGUGUAGGGUGUUAUUUUUCCGGUGUUAGCAGAUGAGCCAUGUAACAUAGAAUAUUUCUGACUAAGUUAUCUAGCAUCAAGUAAAAAACUGAUUUUUCUCCAAUAUAGUAAUAUUUCGUGAAAAUAAUUACCGAUGUGAUAUCUAUAACAAAUUAGCAAUGGUUAUUUGAUAAUGCCAUUGCAUGUUCCAUGAAACACAUUUAUUACAUCAAUCACUGAGAAUAGGAAAUUUUAUGAGCAACAAAUUUCAACAUUAAAAUAUUUGCAUUAGGGAAUAUAGCCAAAUCUCAAAUCUAAAGUAAAGGAAAGAAAAACCUCUACUGUAGAAGAAUUUUUAGAAUAUUUAUUUUUAACUCAAUUAUGUGGUUUUCAUAAUAUCAAUAGUAAAGUGGUGGUAAACUUUUUGCACUUUGAAAAUGGAUUAGUAAGCAUCGAUUCAAAUAUUACAACAGCCAGCUCAAAUUUCACUGAAUUCGAUAUAAUAGUACUAGACAUACAAUUACUAGUAUUUAGAGUAGUGACUCCAAAAUAAGACCAUGUUCCUUCAAUGUUAUGUUAUUGUUUUAAAAAACAAACUUUAAAACAAUGAGAAGGACUUAUCCUCUUGAUUCAAAGCAUAUCAUCGAAAAACCUUAAUUCCACUUGUAUGCUCUACUUGUGGUGUCAGUGGUACACAUUUGAUUACCUACUGUACAUGCAUCAAUACCAUUAAUAUACAUUGUGCAGAUCAAUACACUUUAUAGUAAUUGCUUGUCAAAUAUCACGGUGUAGAUUGCAACACGGCACUUUUCAUUUUUCAAUAGUAUAAUUGACAUAUUAAUUAUCUUCUAGAUACAUGUACUGUUUUACAUUGAAUUUUGAGUAUAUGACAAAGUUAAAAAAUAUAUACAGACCUGGAUUGACAUUUCAAAAAUUAUCAAUGAAUUCAAGUCAUUGAUGCUUUUACAAAACAAAAUACUAUUUUUAUUACAAGUUUAGUGCAUCUAUAUUUAGAAAAUAAUUUCAUGCAUCUCUUGUGCUGAUUGGAAAUGGUCGAAUACCCGGUAAGAACAGAAUUAAAAAUGGGUAUAACUAUUGAAAAUGUACAAUUCUCAGUAUGCGAGAAAGAUGUUGAAGAAACUGAUAUUGAUAUAUAAUGUUUGAAAAGAAAACAGUAACUAUUUCACAAAGCUACAAGGCUUUAUGUAUUUGUAUAAUGAAACUCAAGAAUCUUAAUGAUUUAAUCCUGUAUUGUAAGCUCACCGAGAUGCCACUGUCACUGUUUGGUAACAAGUUUUCUCCCAAGAAGACACCCCCGAGGCGAUCACACUCUCUUUCCAAUCUCCAUCUUGAUGCUACUCAGACGCGGGAGGAGUUUGGUCCAGAUGUUGGUCCUGUCAAACUUAAGCUGGGAGGGAGUGAAAUUCAGUUUGACAAUGGCAUGUGGGUAGCAGAAAGUUCCGCUGGGGGAGCCAGUCACAAGGAAGUGAUGAAACUUCGCAAACAGAAUCAACUUCUCUCCGAGGAAAACAAUCUACUCAAACUAAAAAUAGAUGUCCUUUUAGACAUGUUAGCAGAAGCUACAGCAGUGUCUCAUUAUCACGAGAAUGAACUAAAGCAACUAAAAGGUCAAGUCGGCCGGAGGAAAUAGCAGUCCCCCACUGUGUUACGAGUUCUGUGAUAGCAAACAUUUAUGGACAUUGUAUGCAUGCAUCAUCUCAUCUGUAUCCUGUCUGAGUGAAUGUGUCGUACCGUGAAUAUCAUGCACAUAAACUCUUAGAAUCAUUUUAUUUAUAAUCUUAUUGUUAAAAAAUUAUAUCAAUAAAAUUUAGUUCCCAA
Ostrea edulis (European flat oyster) is the source of this 3152-nucleotide messenger RNA. Its product is annotated as protein chibby homolog 1-like. The transcript has 3 exons. Lineage: Eukaryota; Metazoa; Mollusca; Bivalvia; Ostreida; Ostreidae. The coding region runs from base 2470 to 2964 and encodes 164 amino acids. The record is from RefSeq and is a predicted model, not a curated record.